CCACACAACAGCCCAAAAUGAGUCACCGCAAGUACGAGGCUCCCCGUCACGGCUCCCUGGCUUACCUGCCUCGGAAGCGCGCUGCCCGCCACCGCGGAAAGGUCAAGUCCUUCCCCAAGGAUGACCCCAAGAAGCCCGUCCACCUGACCGCCGCCAUGGGCUACAAGGCCGGUAUGACCACGAUCGUCCGUGACCUCGACCGACCCGGCGCGAAGGCACACAAGAAGGAAGUUGUGGAGGCUGUUUCGAUCAUUGAUACCCCCCCUAUGAUCGUUGUUGGUCUUGUGGGCUACAUCGAGACUCCCCGCGGUCUGCGCUCCCUCACCACCGUCUGGGCCGAGCACUUGAGCGACGAGGUCAAGCGACGAUUCUACAAGAACUGGUACAAGAGCAAGAAGAAGGCCUUUACCAAGUACGCCAAGAAGCACUCGGACAACAGCGGCGCCUCCAUCAACCGCGAGCUCGAGCGCAUCAAGAAGUACUGCACCGUCGUCCGCAUCCUUGCCCACACCCAGAUCCGCAAGACCCCCCUCAAGCAGAAGAAGGCCCACCUCAUGGAGAUCCAGGUCAACGGCGGCUCCGUCGCCGACAAGGUCGACUUCGCCAAGGACCUCUUCGAGAAGCCCGUCUCCGUCGACACCAUCUUCGAGCAGGAUGAGGUCAUUGACGUGAUCGCCGUCACCAAGGGUCACGGUUUCAGCGGUGUCACCGCCCGCUGGGGCACCAAGAAGCUUCCCCGCAAGACUCACAAGGGUCUCCGAAAGGUCGCUUGUAUCGGUGCCUGGCACCCGUCCCACGUCCAGUGGACCGUUGCCCGUGCCGGUCAGGAGGGUUACCACCACCGAACCUCUGUCAACCACAAGGUUUACAGAAUCGGCAAGGGUGAUGCUGAGGACAGCGCCUCCACUGACGUCGAUGUCACCAAGAAGAAGAUUACUCCUCUCGGUGGCUUCGUCCGCUAUGGUGAGGUCAACAACGACUUCGUCAUGGUCAAGGGCUCUAUCCCUGGUACCAAGAAGCGUGUCGUGACCCUGCGCAAGUCCAUGUGGACUCACACCUCAAGAAAGGCCCUGGAGAAGAUCAACCUCAAGUGGAUCGACACCUCGUCCGAGUUCGGCCACGGUGCUUUCCAGACCCCUGCGGAGAAGAAGCAGUACCAGGGCACCCUCAAGAAGGAUCUGGCCUCCGCAUAAACGUG
This is a messenger RNA of Trichoderma reesei QM6a, 1198 nucleotides long. RefSeq lists its product as uncharacterized. The coding region runs from base 18 to 1193 and encodes 391 amino acids. Gene Ontology annotation, cellular component: cytosolic large ribosomal subunit; ribosome. The record is from RefSeq and is a predicted model, not a curated record. Gene Ontology annotation, biological process: translation; ribosomal large subunit assembly. The transcript is spliced from 5 exons. Gene Ontology annotation, molecular function: structural constituent of ribosome; RNA binding. NCBI's taxonomy places the organism in Eukaryota, Fungi, Ascomycota, Sordariomycetes, Hypocreales, Hypocreaceae.